UCCGGAUGCGUGUAACAAAAGAACUUCCGCUUUUACGUCUAACCACCACCAGGCCUUUUUCCAUCCUACCCCAAGCGAGAUGCCGAGGUGGGGGAUGAAAAUCGCAUUUCCAUUUCAUCACCUCCGAGCACUCCCUGUUGCCUUGCGGCCAUUUCCUCCUCACCUCACAGGACGCGUACCUGUGCAGCGGGGAAGAGAUGAUCGUUCGGGUCAACGAAGCGUUCAACCUGACGCGAUAGAUCACAAUUGAUCAUACACAGAUUGUGGACCAACGCUACUAAUACAGACAAACCCGUGUCCAAGCACGAUAAUGCAUUCCAUCUUUUUUCACCAACCAUCGGUAUGUAAAACUGUCCACCAUCGGUGGGAAGAUGGACAACAAGCAAACAAAACACACACAGAAAAAAGUCAACCCAGUGCGUCACGAACUUGUAGCAUAAAACAGUUCACCCGUUCGUUCUGUAUGUUUUUUUUUAUUUAUUCACCCACACACGCCAUCCCUUUCCAGCGUGUGCUUUAUCAACUUUGGUCGGGUCAGCAGCUAAUUUGCUUUCCAUGGGUGGUUGGAAAAAUGGGGACAUUAUAGGCAGAAUAUUCUGCAGCCCAAUAUUCAGUACUUUAUGAGAUCUCGCUGUGAACGGUUUAUUGCGCAGUCGAAAAGUUUGGGUGAUUUUUGGUUCGAUUUCCAGUUCGACAAAUGCGUUGUUACACAAUCGUUUGCAUAACCAUCAUCGACGAUCGAUCAUAAGCCAGCAAACACUGCCACCAACAGCAGACCAAAAGUGACGAAGUGUCGAUGUGUUGACGAAUAAGUUCUCAAUCGAGAGUUUUUAUAUUAGUUUGUGCUGUAAAUGUGAAUACAGGAUGAUUUUAUUGACUGCUUCCGAUAUUGUGUGGUGAAAAAGAUAUAAAUCAUUAUUGAAGAAAUUCUCUAUUUCGUGGUGCGGUUGUGAAACUUUAUCCAAUACACUGUCCUUCGUCGUAAAUUGAUCGUUUGCAAAAAUAAAAACCUGCAAUAGUGCAACAAAAGGCUUUCAAUAUUUGUGCAACAGUUUCAAUAUAUUAUUAUCGAAGUGUGAUAAAUUUAACAGAUCGGUGUAUACUAUGAAGUGGUGACAUGCACGAAAGAUGCAGAAAACAUUUUCUGUUUAGGCCCUUACCUUCGAACGAUACCUAAUAGUUGCUUCGAUCCACUGAAUUCAAUUGCCUUUCCGGUCUUGAACGUACAUUUUUCGGGACCAUUCAAAAUCAACCCCAACCCAUCCAUCAUACCGUACGGAGGUUGAGCUUUCCGGUGUUAUUAGCAGCUAGUGCUGCUUGAGUUAGCUAUGCGCAAAAAGCAAAAGCUCCUACCGGGGCUAUCCGAUCUAACCCUACUCGUCCUGGUCGCUCGGUUCGCCCUGGUGCUUGGUCAAACGACCUGCAACAACGGCCAGGGACGUGUACUGUACGAGCGGCUACCGAACCAACAACUGCAGGGUUUCGACGAUGACGUCGUGCGUGAUUCGGCACCACCGUUUCGCGUACUGGAGAAAUGUCAGGACCUCUGCUUACGUGAUCGAACUGCAUCGAACAAUCUUGGACGAGCCUGCACAAGCUUCGACUUUCAGCCCGGCAGCCGAAUUGCAUCGUUCAGUGGUAGCGUUGAGUAUGAGGAGUCAACGUGCUACCUAACGCGAGAACAGGCAGCUCCCGAGGGUAUCGGUAACUUGAUGCUCGUACCGAACAGUGUACAUUUUACGGAAGUUUGCAUCACCUCUAGUCGACCUGAUCGAGAAUGUCCCAGCCGACGGUACGUAUUCGAACGUCAUCCAAGAAAGAAACUGAAACUCCCAGUAUCCGACAUUAAGGAAGUGACCGCAGCCAAUCGCUCCGACUGUGAGGAUAAGUGUUUGAACGAAUUCUCGUUCGUGUGUCGAUCGGCUAACUACGACUCGACGCUGCGCAGCUGCGCCAUGAGUCGUUUUACACGCCGAACACAUCCAGAACUCCUGGAGGAUGAUCCCAACUCCGACUAUCUUGAAAACACGUGCCUGAACGCGGAAAGACGCUGCGAUGGGCUGAUCGUGUACGUGAAAGAAGAGAACAAGCGUCUCGGUGGUCCGUUUGAGGUGGAAAUCUUCAACAACAUGACACUGGAAGAAUGUCAAUCAUUGUGUUUGCGUGCGGAGAAAUAUUUCUGCCGCUCGAUCGAGUUUGACGAUCAAACCAAGCAAUGCAUUCUGUCGGAGGAAGAUUCCGUGUCGCAGAAGGACGACCUUAGCAUCAGUUCCAGCCCGACGCAUCACUUCUAUGAUCUUGUCUGUCUGGACAAUCAGCGUGGUACCGAAUAUCCGGACAACUCCGUCACGUCCCAUCUGUUUGCGAGUGGCCGCCGGCCCGAUACCGCCUUCCAGCGCUAUCGCAACUCGCGGCUGGGCGGUGAGUUUCACUCGGAAAUCACUGGCAGGUCGCUUAGCGAGUGUCUUGACGAAUGCCUGCGGCAGACGAGCUUCCAAUGCCGGUCAGCCGUCUAUAGCGAUCGGUUCCGCACCUGUCGUCUCAGCCGCUACAACCAGCGGGACGGUAUGCGCAUCAUCUACGAUGCCGAUUACGAUUACUAUGAGAAUUUGAUGCCGCACCUAGUUGGUGGAGACACGGACACAACCAAUGGAAGACCGGAUCCUACUGACUGGCGACCACCGUAUGGAGGAGGAGGAGGAGAUCGCGAUCGGGAUCGUGUGCCGGAUGAUAGGAUUCCUCCAGGACGUUAUCCACCGGGUGAUCGGUAUCCGAUGGGACCGAGACCAGACUAUGGAGGUGAAUCUUUCCCCGGUGGCUAUCCACCAACGGAUCGCUACCCAGGGGUUACCGACCGUUACCCAGUCGGACCCGGUACCGACCGCUAUCCGACCGGAGGCGGUGACUACGAUGGACGCUAUCCACCGGUGUACGACAACCGUUUCCCAGGCGAUCGGUACGGUCCAACGGAUCGCUAUCCCGGAGAUCGUGACCCCGAUCCUAUGUACCCAGGACCGGGCGGUCCCAUGCGGUAUCCACCGCCUCUUCCUCCGCCCGAUUCGCGCUAUCCGUCCGAUUCUCGCUAUCCGUCCGAUUCACGAUAUCCGCCCGAUUCACGCUAUCCUCAAUCGAUGCCAGAUUCUCGCUAUCCGAUGGAUCGGUAUCCACCUCCACCAGACUCACGCUAUCCUUCCGAUUCGCGUUAUCCUCCCGACGCACGUUAUCCACCCACUCAACCCGACCCGGGUCGGUAUCCAUCCGGAUCAGCACCGGAUUCCCGCUAUCCACCGCCUCCCAUGCAUUCACAGCGACCAGAUUCGCGGUAUCCAAUGAUGCCGCCUACACGCUACCCUCCACCGCCGUAUAUGCCUCAAAUGUACGGAUCCGGCGUGUAUCCAGUAGUACCGUCAAGAGCGCCACCAAACCGUGGUUACCCACCGGAUCCAUAUCCGGCACCGGUACGUCCAAUAGACAACAAUCGUUAUCCAUCGCCGGAAACACGGUACCCACUCGAACCGAUCGGUGCCCAAGGUCGUUAUCCACCUGCUACAUCACCGAAUGUUUCACCGUUCCACAAGUACAUGACCGGACCUGGUCGUCCGCCGGGUUACGAUCCUUACAUGGGAGGUUAUGAACCGCAGAGAGGUUACGUCGAUGAUCGGUACGGUGGAUAUUAUCCCACGGCUGGAGGUCGGCUUCCACCACCACCGAUGCCAGCCUUCCCAGACCGUGACCGUGGCUACAGACGGCCAGCAGUCGGUAUGGCCCCGGAUGGUGGUGGCUAUCCGUUUGAAAUUCCCUACGGACCAUCGGGAACGGGGUACGACAAUACGCUCGGCGGAGGUGACGGCUUCGGCGGUUACGGACCACAGCGACCGUACGAAACACGCUGCGACAAUACGGACGUUUUCAAGCAAGUUGCUUCGAAGCGCAAGAUGCGUAAGCAGUACAUCCGGCGCGUGAUCAAUGCGCCAUCGCUCGGCAUCUGUCAGCAGGAGUGUGUCGGAGCGCGGGACUUUAUGUGCCGUAGCUUCAACUAUCGUGACAGUGCACCGUACGAGACGGAGGGCAACUGUGAGCUGAGUGAUCGGGAUUCGCGCGACCUAGAAGUCCCAAGUACGCAGAUGUUCGAGACUGACAGUUCCGACUACUACGAACGUACACCGGGACGUGGUGGGCCUCACGACGAGUGUCUUGAUGUUGGACAGGUUUGUAACGAGGAUGGUAUGGAGUUUACGCUCCGCACACCGGAAGGUUUUGUCGGGCGUAUUUAUGCGUACGGAUUCUACGAUCGGUGCUUCUUCCGCGGAAACGGUGGUACGGUGAAUGUGCUGAGAAUUAGCGGUCCACAAGGAUAUCCAGAAUGUGGAACGCAACGGUAUGGUGACACGAUGACAAAUAUCAUAGUGGUACAGUUCUCAGACAACGUACAAACUGGACGUGAUAAGCGAUUCAAUUUAACGUGCAUGUUCCGAGGUCCUGGAGAAGCAGUGGUCACCUCGGGGUAUAUUGGCGCAGGUUUUAAUUCCAAUGACAGAUCCGGCAGCCCGAUCCCUAUUGAGUAUCUGCCUGCGGAGAACUCGAUGAGCAACAAGGUACGUUUGAUGAUCCUGUACCAGGGCCGUCCAACAACUACGAUCGCCGUCGGUGAUCCACUAACGUUCCGGCUGGAAUCGCAAGAUGGUUACAGUCACGCCACGGACAUUUUCGCGACGAACGUUGUCGCCCGGGAUCCAUACUCUGGACGAAGUGUACAGCUGAUCGAUAACUAUGGCUGUCCUGUGGACAGUUUGGUGUUCCCAGAACUUGGAAGAUCCCGAGAUAAUGAUGCAUUGGAGGCACGGUUCAACGCAUUCAAGAUACCGGAGUCCAACUUCCUCGUGUUUGAGGCUACCGUAAGAACAUGUCGUGGAGGAUGUCAACCGGCAUACUGUCCAGGACCAAGCGGACGCUCAGAACCGUCGUUUGGUCGUCGCAAGCGGUCAGCCGAGAAUGGUACGGAAACAAUCGGUACAGCCGAACCGCUGGUGGCCGGAAACGAUGAUCCCGAAGACGAUGAAGUGUCAAUCGUAAACGGUACAGUGGUGAACGAAAAUGCAACCAGCGUUAAAGAAAAGGACGCCUCCGAUACGAUAGCGGCCGAGGCAGAUGUAACGAGCCCGGGCGAAAUGCCAGAACAAGUGCGCGAAAUGAUUGAGUCUCGCUUCUUUCGCCCACUGCAGGUGUUCCAAUCUCGUGAAGAGAUGCAACAAGACACGGUCGCACGCAAGAUGGUAGCUCCGAUCGAGUCCGUCUGUUUGACGCAUGCCGAAUACUACGGGCUGAUUAGUGCGGUCAUUCUGCUGAUCAUUUUGCUGAUCAGCAUCACCUUCGCUGCGGGCAUUGUGUAUCGUAGCUAUUGGAAGGUGUUCAUCAAGAACCGUACACUCGAUCGCAGCUCGCCUGUUAAUUCGUUUAGCCCGUCCGCUUUACACAACGUGUCCGGCAGUCAGUUUGAGGCAUCGGGACGAACCCACUCAACAGCAAGCCGGGGAGGACCACAUGUACGUACACCGGGUGUGUCACUGUUUGGAAGCGGGCUACAGAAAACAUUCGCUACCGGCAACCUGUCACGCAUGUGUCAGAUACCGGUGAUGAAUCCACUAUCCAGAAAUGGUGCAACCAAAAGCGAAUUUGAUGACCCCAGCGAACCGAUCUACACCGAUCCGUCACUUUUCGAACGAUCAAGAUCGCUGCGCAGCAUAGCCGUCGAUCAAACGGAAGAUGCCAACAAUGUCUGAAAUAUGGAAAUGUCUGAAUCUUACAGCAGCGAAACGAAUCGGAACAGUAGCA
This is a messenger RNA of Anopheles funestus (African malaria mosquito), 5832 nucleotides long. RefSeq lists its product as uncharacterized. The transcript has 16 exons. Lineage: Eukaryota; Metazoa; Arthropoda; Insecta; Diptera; Culicidae. The record is from RefSeq and is a predicted model, not a curated record. The coding region runs from base 1329 to 5780 and encodes 1483 amino acids.